This is a messenger RNA of Coccomyxa subellipsoidea C-169, 1049 nucleotides long. RefSeq lists its product as hypothetical. The transcript is spliced from 6 exons. The record is from RefSeq and is a predicted model, not a curated record. The coding region runs from base 87 to 554 and encodes 155 amino acids. Lineage: Eukaryota; Viridiplantae; Chlorophyta; Trebouxiophyceae; Coccomyxaceae.
CUUGUUGUUCCUUCAAGGUAGAAUAGAUUUAUUCUGACGAGCAUAGCCGUCCUUUUGUUCAGUGCUGCCCCGACACUUCUUGCACGAUGUUCAGCUUUGGCCUUUUCUACUGGCUCUCCCACUUUCUGGGGUUCUUGUACCCUACUUAUGCGAGCUACAAAGCCUUGAUGACUCCUGGGACGUCAGAUGACACCCACUGGCUCACGUACUGGGUGGUCUUUUCUGCGAUGGAGACUGCUGAGGCGGUAAUUGAACAGCUGAUGUGGAUUCCAUUCUACUAUGAGAUCAAGUGCUUGCUAAUCCUCUGGCUGGUGCUGCCUCAGACCAAGGGGGCGCAGCUUGUCUUUGAAAAAUUCAUCGUGCCGUUCCUGAAGCAGUACGCAUCUCACAUCGACCCCAUUUUCAAGACAACAGACCAGGUGUUGAACAGCCAGCAGAUGGCCAGCGCUGCUAAGUUGGCCCAGCAGUACGGCCCCGGCAUCGCAGCCCAGGCCAUGCAGGCGGCUCAAGCUGAGGCAAAGCGGCUGGCAGCAGCUCAAAGCCAGGCCCGUUGAAGAUCUCAAGAUAUACCCGCCAAAAGCCCUGGUGUUCUGCCAAUGUAGAAGAUCUGAUCUAUUUCAAGAGCCCAUGGGUUGCAGAGAGGUUGUAAGGAUGUCUUGGCAGGAGAGGUGUGUUGACUGGUGUUUUUGCUGCAAGCUGCAUUCUGACUGUGAACUUCAGAGUCGUAGGUUUCAUGCUGCAGCUGCUGUUCAUGCAUUCAGGUCUCAUUCUGAUUGUCCAAUUUCCUCGUACUAACUGACUAGGAUUUGGAAUGUUGGCGCUGGCUUUAAUUUACAUAAUUUUGAACUUGCGGUAGUUCAUCAAACGACAUGUUUUUGAACUUGCGGUUGUUUAUAAAAAACCUUGCAAAGGCGCCAACAAGGGUGUUAGCAGUUCUGCUGCAGAGGAGAUUAUGCCAUGGCUGAUCAUCACUUUUGUAAUGCUCCCAAAGGGGAUCAAACGUUGCAAGUUGCAAGUGAUUCUUGCAUGUUAGUAAUUACACAUUUGAU